This is a messenger RNA of Hyaloscypha bicolor E, 2451 nucleotides long. Its product is annotated as sure-like protein. Gene Ontology annotation, molecular function: hydrolase activity. Lineage: Eukaryota; Fungi; Ascomycota; Leotiomycetes; Helotiales; Hyaloscyphaceae. The record is from RefSeq and is a predicted model, not a curated record. The transcript is spliced from 4 exons. Gene Ontology annotation, biological process: protein modification process. Gene Ontology annotation, cellular component: P-body. The coding region runs from base 1 to 2277 and encodes 758 amino acids.
AUGCAUAUUUUAAUAGUGAAUGAUGAUGGCCCUCCUUCGAACCAAUCCUCCCCAUAUGUCCACUCCCUCGUGAAGACCCUACAGGCCGCUGGACACAUUGUCUCCGUCGUCCUUCCUCACACACAACGAUCAUGGAUUGGAAAAGCCCACUUGAUUGGCAAGACGCUCAAACCAACGUACUUCCGCCCCGGCACUCUGCACCAAGAGGACGGCACCACACACUCCAAGCCCUUACCAGCAGGCGCACCUGAGCAAGAAGAAUGGAUUUUGGUGGACGGCACGCCGGCCAGCUGCGUGCAAAUAGGACUAUACCAUUACUUCCAAGACAGAGGACCAAUUGACCUUGUUGUCAGCGGGCCGAAUUAUGGAAGGAAUACAACAGCAGUUUUCAGUCUUAGCAGUGGGACGUUAGGUGGCGCUCUCGAAGCUGCAGUUUGCAGACGGAAGGCAAUGGCCAUAUUAUAUGCUUUCUCCUCAAGGAAUCAUGAUCCAGAAAUCAUUGCGGGGGCGUCGAAACUCAGUGUUAGGGUGAUUGAGUAUUUAUACAAGAAUUGGGGAGAGGACGUUGAUCUGUACUCGGUGAACGUUCCGUUGGUGGAGGGAGUUGAAGACAGGAAAGUGCUGUGGACGAGCACAUUGCAGAAUUAUUGGAAGUCAGGGAGCUGCUUUCAAGAGAUUGAGGACGAGGAAGGAGAUGCGGGGGAGGAGGAGCAGAGAAUUCGGGAGGGCGAGGGAUUGCCAGAGGAAAAUAAGGGAAGUAUGAGCAGACAUAAGCAUAAACACUUUAAGUGGUCACCGAGGUUCACGGAUGUUUAUCAAUCUGUGGAGGAAGCUGGACCUGGAAAUGAUGGGUGGGCUGUUAAGGAGGGAUAUACCAGUGUCACACCUUUAAAAGCAAAUUUUAUGCAUGCUGCGGCGGUCACAGAGGGAGAGCUGAAGCUGCCUCACACCGAACUCCCAAGCAUGGAAGCGCUCUCCAUCUCCUCUAAACACGCCAAGCACUUCUACGCCUUGAUCAACUACGAAGAUACAUAUGUUCAGCCUUUGAUUCUGGCGGCACUCAAGUCACGCCUUCGAGAAGGAUCCUAUACUCUCAUAUCCUCGAUAGCAGAAUUACCAGACCCAACAUCGCCUUUUCUCCAAAUAGGAGCCUACGAAUCGCUCCCCUUCCCUCACAUCCUCUCUCAUCCUACCACCACCCUCGCUAAUGCGUACAUCAUCCGCAAGGCUCUGAUCAGGAAACACUACCUCAGCACCACAGCUUUCAACUGGAUCACCAAGAACCCCUCCUCAAUCCUUGCAACGAAUAUCAAGCCAGCAUGUGAUUUCGAGCUCGACUACGCCGAGUUCCUUGACGAAUCAUUGGUAGAAGCCUGGGAAUUGAGAGGGAGUUUCGAGAGGAACGAUGGGCAAGAGGCUGCGGAAAGGGAAUGGUGGAUUCUGAAGCCUGGGAUGAGUGAUCGUGGACAGGGGAUACGACUAUUCAGCACGGAACAAGAACUUCAAUCAAUAUUUGAGGAAUGGGAGGCUGAACGGCCUGAUUCUGAGGAUGAGGAUGAGGACCAAAAUAACGCGGAGCGAACGGAGGAUAAGAAGAAAGGAGAAGAGGAAGGGGACUACAUCGUGACCUCGCAUCUCCGCCACUUCAUUGCUCAGCCAUAUAUCCACCCACCUCUCCUCUUGCCUUCCAAUCCAAGGAAGUUCCACCUCAGGACCUACGUCCUAGCAGUUGGAGCGUUGCAAGUCUACGUCUACAAGCAAAUGCUCGUGCUCUUCGCCUCAUCACCGUACAUCCCACCAUGGACCCCCCCAACCUCAGACACAGGCCUCAACCUCUCACCCCACCUCACAAACACCUGUCUCCAACCCUCUGUGCACGACGGCACAGUACAAUCAUUCUUCUCCCUCCCCUCAUCGGAUCUCUCUCCAUCAAUGAAAGACAACAUCUUCAAGCAAAUAUGUGACACGACUGGGGAAACGUUUGAGGCAGCAGCGAAAGGGAUGAUGGUUCAUUUCCAGGUGCUGCCGAAUGUGUUUGAGGUUUUUGGCGUAGAUUUUUUGGUGGAUGAGAGGGGCACGGCGUGGUUGUUGGAGGUUAAUGCGUUCCCGGAUUUUAGGCAGACCGGGGAGGAGUUGAAGGCUAUUGUUGGGGGAUUAUGGGAAGGGGUGGUGGAUGUUGCGGUUGCAGGGUACUUUGGGGUUGAGGGGAAGGGGAGAGGAAAGGUGGGGGAGGGAGAUAUGGUGUUGGUGCGGAAGGUGGAGAUGGGGAGGAGGUAGUUGGAUGACGAGGCACAUAGUGAUAGGGAUGGGAGAUACAAGCAGGCACUGGCUGACUCGGCAUUUUGGGAACAAGGCUGAGAGAUCAAGAAAUGGAGAGAGAAACCCUGCUACUUGAGGAAGCCGGUGGGCGUGAAGUCCUCUCAUUGCAGAACUGGAUAACAUCAUAUGGGG